AUGGAUGCCAUGGGCCACGGGUCUCGCUCCAAAGAUGCGCACGACAUGGCCGUGCCGGGCGAGCGGCAGGUUGCCGAAGAUGCACCGCCGCGGUCCUCCGAACGAGAUGUCUUUUUCGAUCAGGAACUGGACGCUUACUUGCAUCGACAUUGUGCCGAGCUCAAGGAGCUCUUACGAGAGUUUCUGGCCAGCAAGCACCAGCCGGCGAGCUGCCUCGGUGUUGCUUUCAGCCCGGGGACGGUCUCCGAUACGAAAUGGAUCGAACAUGUCGAGGUUACGCUCAAAAAUGCCAACGACGUCCUGCCAGAAUGCAAAGGUGUUUGCGUUUGCCAAGUCAAAGGUCAUGGAUCGGACUCCUGUUAUCUGGAUGUGGGAAGGGAUGCGGCACCUCAAUCGGCUGGAAUUCUGCGUGACAAACUCAAGGGCGACACCAUCCAGAUCUCACUUUUUGAGGAAGCACCUGUUUCCGAGAAUUUGCUGGGCAGCCUUACCUUGGACCCCGAGACAAUGCGAGCUGGACGUGCUAGCACGGUCAAGCUGCCACUGGUUUCUGGCGGUGAGGCGGAACUUCUUAUCGAAGUUGCAGAAGCCCCUUCGCCCACGGAUCAAGAGCAGAUGUCCAGAAACCAGGGCCGCAGGUGGCAGCUCCUCGACGAGAACUUGACGCAAAAAGUGGGAAUCAAAGCCGAGUCCUCCUCUGCCACAUUAGGACAGUGCCAAGAGCAACCCGAACGUGAAAACUUGGCAUUGCAGAUUGUCAAGAGCCAGUGGUUCGAUCGCCUUUGUGCCUUUCUUAUUGUCAUCAAUGCGGUGAGUAUUGGGCUUGAGGUGGAGCUCGUGGCAAACAAUGUGGUGCCUGCAUCCUCCACGGCAUUCCGCACCUCUCAGAUCCUGUUUGCUUUGCUAUUUGGUCUUGAGCUCGCCAUUCGCAUGCUGGCUUAUGGCGGUCGCUUUUUCUCAGAUCGCAUUGACAAGCCGUGGAACCUGUUUGAUGCGCUGAUCGUGUCAUUUUCCACAGCUGAGAUUGUGCUCAGCCUGUUCAUAAGGGACAGCACUGCGACCCUGUCGGUAGCGCGUUUCGCGCGAAUCAUACGAGUGGCUCGGAUCAUUCGGGUGACUCGCUUCUUCCGGCAGCUCCGAACCUUGGUUUACACCAUACUUCACACUUUGACGUCUCUUUUCUGGACCGUCCUUGUGAUGGUCAUCAUUAUCUAUCUUUUCUCUGUUGGCAUCACAGCAGCCGUCUCGGAGCACUUGCAGCGACAGCCCGAACCCACCGCGCAGAGGGAUCGACUUUGGGAAGACUUCGGCACGAUCGCCCGAACAGCUUACACUUUGUUCAAGGCAGUGUCAGGCGGCGUGAGCUGGGGAGAACCAGCUGCGGAUCUUCUUCCUGUGGGACCACUGUACUUGUUUUUGUUGUUGGUCUAUGUUAUGUUCAUGCUUUUCUGCAUGGCGAACGUGGUGACAGGUUUUUUCUGCGAGCAUGCAUUUGAGAUGGCACAAGCAGACAAAGAUCAAGUCAUUAUGGACCAGAUCCGUUUGCGGGAGGAUCAUAUUCAAGCCUUCAAAACCAUGUUCGGGCACGUGGACGUCGAAGAGGAAGAAAGCAUAACCUUUGAUCAGCUGGAAGUUCUUCUGAGUCGCGAAGACAUGCAAGCCUACUUGUCCCAUCUGGACAUCACAGUCGAGUCCACCGGGAGCAUGUUCAAACUGUUGGAUACAGAUGGCAGCGGAGAGUUGUCGAUAGAGGAGUUUGUGGAUGGCCUUUUGAGGCUGAAGGGGCAGGCGAAGACGAUUGAUCUGGUCGGCAUCAGCUACGACAUCCGGCGGCAAGCUGUUGUCAUGGCCGAGUUUAUGGAUUUCGUGGAAGAGCAGUUCGAAGAGGUUUUGGCUAGACGACCUGCCGCUGGUCUUCCAGGCAGUGCAGUGACCAACAGAAAAUCCACGCAGUCCUCUCGAAGAACCUUGUACAACAUCGGCCAGGAGGUGCCGACUGCACUGGCCUGUCUCCAUUCCCUUGCAGUGCAAGCUCUGGCGUCCGUUGGCGUGCUGCACGGCGCAUACUUGCCUAGCCGGGUGACUGAUAUCCUGGAAGCGGCUGUGGUGCGAAAGCUUGAACCAGAGCAGAAACUGCUGGAGCAGAAGACCUUAAACACUCCAAUGGGACCAGCGCUGGCAGGUGAGCUAUUGAGUGUGGCUAUUGCGGUAUGCAUGUAA
Messenger RNA from Symbiodinium sp. CCMP2592, 2220 nucleotides. The record is from the annotation of a GenBank genome assembly. NCBI's taxonomy places the organism in Eukaryota, Dinophyceae, Suessiales, Symbiodiniaceae.